Messenger RNA from Sphaeroforma arctica JP610, 503 nucleotides. RefSeq lists its product as hypothetical. The transcript has a single exon. The record is from RefSeq and is a predicted model, not a curated record. Lineage: Eukaryota; Ichthyosporea; Ichthyophonida. The annotation marks the transcript as partial.
CACAGAAACAAUACGCUGACAAGCACCGCAUCGAUGCAUCUAUGAUUGGGAUAGGACGCAAAGUCCUAUACACCCCUAUGCAGCCUCUUACGCACAAGCUAGCUUGGCUUGGCCCUGCGACGGUCCUCGCGCGUACAUCACCGGUCAUGCAUUAUAUUCUUAAUAAGGCUCGGAACAAGGAAUUCCAUGUGCAUAUCAAGAAUAUCAAAGCACAUCUUCCGCCGAUUGGUCGAACGGAACUCCGCUCUAUGGGUGCCAUCGCGGCUUCUUUCUUCGGCAGCUGGCUCUUCUUUAGCUCUCCACUGGCUGAUGAGCCUGAUUUCGCCCAUCUUGACGAACUCGUGGCGCUGUUCCGCACUAGUGUGCCUGCUACACGCUUCUUAUAUGGCUGUUCUACCGCCUUUAAGAAGUGGAACACUCUCCUGCGAGCCACUGGACGCAAGCGCGGCGAUGAUUUCUCUCCUAUGACGAAGCUCACUUCUCGAUACACGCCAAUCUUGUGA